Messenger RNA from Seminavis robusta, 1103 nucleotides. NCBI's taxonomy places the organism in Eukaryota, Bacillariophyta, Bacillariophyceae, Naviculales, Naviculaceae. The record is from the annotation of a GenBank genome assembly.
CUCGAGAGAGAAAAAUGAUGUCAACCAGCAGCCGUUCUCAUCAUGCUUCACCCAAGCAAGAACCCUGGCUUCGGAUGUCUUCACGGAUGAAGAAGCGAAGGCCACACUAUGCAUACUCUAGUACAUGUACUCACAACUAGCAACAUUUAUUUUUACAACGUGAGACUCUUUGAAAGCCGCUACAACUCUGCUAAUCCUUGUCUCUUCCAAGCCCUCCGCUUUUCCUGAUUGCUCUUUGUCUGUUGAAUAAAUUUUUGAAAGUGGCAUCAUGACAAUCUUCCGUGUUCUCGUCUGCAUGACAAUUGGAGGUCUCUUGCCUUCUGCCGCCUUUGCCUUGUCUCAACCUCAACCACCCACUGGAGCCUCCGCUGCUGAUAUCAACCCCCAGUCUCCCUCACGCGUGUUUGUGAGUACUCCAUCCAAGAAUAUCCAACGACGUGUCGAUGACUUUAUGACGCCUCGAUCUCAGAUGCACAUCCUGCAUCCGCAAGUCUCCUGCGACGAGGCCAUUUCGGUGCUGCUUUCGAGAGGCAUCUCGGGAGCUCCCGUGGUGGACCCCGAGUCGGGCAAGAUGUUGGGCAUCAUUUCCAGUUCCGAUUUCAUGUUUAAGGAUUAUUCCGGCGCUCUGUUGAAUAUGGAAGGAUCCUCCGAGUCCCUGGCAAACUGUGUCGAGAUGGCACAAAAGAUUGUGGGAUCCACCGUGGAGGAGCUCAUGUCGCACCAAGUCAUGACCAUCAAGAGCAAUGAAGCAAUGGCCACCGCUGCUGACUGGAUGGCGAGAAACAAUCUCCACCGCUUAUUGGUAGUCGACCCGAGCGAUGAAGAUAAUUUGGUCGGAAUUCUGACCCGAUCGGAUGUCAUGAGAGAUGUCAUGACCGUUGUUCAAGCUACCCUGCCUGAGCGGGCAACUGGAGUCGUCGAUGAGAAUGCUGGUGGACUGCAGCCUUAGAAAAAAUCAUUGUAUCCAUGUAUCUAUGAUUGGAGACACCUUCGUUUUGGAAGUUUGAUACGACAAAAAAAACGCUAUACGAUUAUUUUUUGCUUUUAUUUCGGAAAGCGUUUUAGACUGUUGCUUGAAAUUGAACCUGUUUUUGCAUUCUCGC